Messenger RNA from Heteronotia binoei (common prickly gecko), 2721 nucleotides. It is a transcript of the gene WDR75, whose product is annotated as WD repeat domain 75. The record is from RefSeq and is a predicted model, not a curated record. The transcript is spliced from 21 exons. Gene Ontology annotation, biological process: positive regulation of transcription by RNA polymerase I; positive regulation of rRNA processing. The coding region runs from base 54 to 2561 and encodes 835 amino acids. Gene Ontology annotation, cellular component: nucleolus. Gene Ontology annotation, molecular function: RNA binding; protein binding. Lineage: Eukaryota; Metazoa; Chordata; Lepidosauria; Squamata; Gekkonidae.
GGGCGGAAGUGGGUGGCUAGAGCGGCUGCGGGAAGCCGGGGCGGCGAGGGAAGAUGGUGGCGGAGGAGCAGCUGCGGGUGGUCCGCUGGGGGGGCAGCGCCCUCGCCCUGAGCCGCGCCGUCUUCUCCGCCGACGGGAAAUACCUUUUGUGUGCUUCCGGGGACUACGUAAAAGUCUACAGCACUGCUACAGAAGAGUGCCUGCAUGUCCUACAGGGUCACAGCAACCUCGUGACGGGAGUCCAGCUGAAUCCUCAAAAUCAUCUCCAGCUCUACUCUUGGUCUUUAGAUGGCACCAUUAAGCUGUGGGAUUUCCUGGACGGAAUUCUCAUUAAGACAUUUGUGGUUGGGCAAAAACUCUUUGCGUUCUACGCAGUUCCGCGUUUUGAGGGCUCAGCGUUCGUUAUUAUUCCAAAGGACAACGAUGAAAGACUUGCAUCAUUUCAGCUAGUUUCAGUGAAACUGCCGAAGACACCCGGCCAGGAAAUAAGCGCUGACAAGUGGGAAUUGGUUUUGGAGGGCGUCAGCCAGUCUCCCAAGUGCACUGCGUUUGGAAGAGAAGGUGAAUACGUGGCGUGCGUCUGGGGACUCCACCUCUUCGUUUAUUUUUUCAAGAAGAACAGGGUCCACAGCUUUCCUCUGAGUGCGAAAUGCACCAAAGGAGCCAACAACUUCUUCACCUGCGUGGCCUGCCACCCGAAGGAAGACUGCAUCGCCAGCGGCCACAAGGACGGCAAGAUUCGCUUGUGGAGAAACUUCCAUCAUAAGAGAGAGUACACGUUCACCACGCUGCACUGGCAUCACGACGAAGUGAUGGAUCUCGCUUUCUCCGUGGAAGGAACCAGCCUUCUGAGCGGCGGGGUUGAAUCGGUGCUGGUCCAGUGGCGAAACGGAUCGGACUCAAAGAAGGAGUUCUUGCCGCGCUUGGGAUCCACAAUCCAGAAUAUUUCUGCCUCUCCUGAUGGAAUGUUUUACUGUACCUCACAUUCAGAUAACAAAAUAACCAUCAUACACAGCAGCUUGACAGUUUCUGCAGUAAUUCAAGGAUUAAUCCAAGGCAGCGACGUCAAGACUGGCUUGAUGGUGGACCCGCGAACGAAUGCUUUGGUUCUGAACGGCAAACCGGGUCACCUGCAGUUCUAUUCACUGCAGAACGACAAGCAGCUAUACAAUCUGGAUAUCGUGCAGCAGGAGUACAUCCACCAGCACGGCCUGAACCAGGUGGAGUUGGUGAAGGCAGCGUUUGACUCCAGGGGUGGCUGGCUGGCCACCGUGGAGCAGCGGGAAGAAAAGGGCGGUGAGCUUGAAGCACAGAUGAAGCUCUGGGCCUACGAGGAGCAAACGCAAAGCUUUACUCUGAACACCCGAAUCAACAUGCCGCACGAGGAUCACAUCACAGCGUUGUGUUUCCGUGACACGGGGGAACCCGACAGCGCCCUCCCGACUGUAGUGACGGCCGGCAAAGAUGGACGCUUUAAAGUCUGGGUGUUCCUACCAGAGAACGAUGAGGAAAGCCAAAGCGCAGGCUGGACCUGCGAUUUUGUGGGAAGCUACCACAACUACCCGGCGACCGACUGCUGUUUUUCCGAAGACGGCUCCGUGCUCGCCGUCAGCUUCGAAGCGAUCGUCACCGUGUGGGAGUCUGAAACGUGGACACUGAAAUGCACUUUCUGCCACCCCCCGGGAACAAUACGAAACCUCUGCUUUGGGCGGCUGAGCUGCUCCAAAUAUCUUCUCGGCACCACCAGUAACGGAUUCCUGUGCUGUUGGAACCUGCUGAGCUGCAUGUUGGAAUGGAGCGCCCAGUUGAACGUCCUGGUUCUGCAACCCGACCGCCUGUCCGAAAACAUUGCUGCGAUUUCGUGCCUCUCGGAAUAUUCGGACUUGUUUGUGUUUAAACCCAGUGAGCCGCGGCCUUUGUGUAUCCGGAAGCAGCUCUGCAGGGGUAGGGUUCGGUGGGCCGUCUUCGUGCCCAGAGAUGUGCCGGAAUGCAUCGCCUCAGGAAAAUACCAGUGGCUUAACCUGUCGCAGUUCUACUUCCUGACCGAAACGCAAGAGCUGCUGACCUUAAGCACAAGGACCCCAGAGGAGCGGCUGACACCUUCCAGCAGGCAGCUGGCCACGGAGGAGAGCCUCCCUGUGACUCCAUUUUACCUACUCCUGGGGAAGCACCAGCAACAGACGAAAGAGACCGCUGAAGGCGGGAGGGCACCAGCCCCAACGACCAUGGCACAAGUCUCCCCAGCCGUCAAAGAACUGCUUCGCACUCCAGCCCACGUCCUGCCGUCUGCUUCUUUCCUGUGUCCAAUUUUUAUUAACUCACUGCUGGUCCCCAAAGCAAAUGCCAGCCGUGCUGAAGAACUUCCUGAUGAAGCAGAAAUGGAAAGCGACAGCAAAGAGGAUGAAUCCGAAGAGGAAGGAGGGGUGGUCAGCGACGCUCACGGCCAGGUGCCGGAGGCCACGGAGAGUUUGGGUGACGUCGCACCCAAGUUGACAAAAGCCCAAGAAAAAGAGCUGCGUAAAUUGAGGAAACUGGACUACAGCUGGGUAUCGGCCCUCUAGGCGGACCGUGUUUCUAGGCACUUUGGACUCUUUAUAUUUGUGACCAAGAAUUGAAUCAGAUUUAGUUUUUGCUAAUAAAACGGUGCUUUCCAGGAUGCGGUGGCAACGUUCUGUUGCCAGUUAACCGCGUAUUCCUGCAGAGAGUAAUCUAAGGCCGUUA